This is a messenger RNA of Pan troglodytes (chimpanzee), 1105 nucleotides long. RefSeq names its product integrin subunit beta 1 binding protein 1 (gene ITGB1BP1). Gene Ontology annotation, cellular component: lamellipodium; cell periphery; cytoskeleton. The record is from RefSeq and is a predicted model, not a curated record. Gene Ontology annotation, molecular function: integrin binding. Gene Ontology annotation, biological process: negative regulation of substrate adhesion-dependent cell spreading; negative regulation of focal adhesion assembly. The transcript has 7 exons. NCBI's taxonomy places the organism in Eukaryota, Metazoa, Chordata, Mammalia, Primates, Hominidae. The coding region runs from base 329 to 931 and encodes 200 amino acids.
UGAUUUAAUGUUGCAUUUCCUGAUGUAACUGUAACCAAUAUCAAAGUUGCUUUUCCUGGCUGGGCAUGGUGGCUCACAGCUGUAAUCCCAGCACUUUGGGAGGCCAAGGCGGGAGGAUCGCCUGAGAGCAGGAGUUUGAGACCAGCCUGGCCAACAUGGCAAGAUCCUGUCUCUAUAAAAAAUGAAAUUAGCUGGGUGUAGUGGCACAUGCCUGUAGUCCCAGCUACUCGGGGAGGCUGAGGUGUGAGGUCAAGACUGCAGAGCCAUGUUUGUGCCACUGCACUCCAGCCUGGGGGAUCUUCUCUGGAUCAAGCAAUGGUGGUGAAAAAUGUUUCGCAAGGGCAAAAAACGACACAGUAGUAGCAGUUCCCAAAGUAGCGAAAUCAGUACUAAGAGCAAGUCUGUGGAUUCUAGCCUUGGGGGUCUUUCACGAUCCAGCACUGUGGCCAGCCUCGACACAGAUUCCACCAAAAGCUCAGGACAAAGCAACAAUAAUUCAGAUACCUGUGCAGAAUUUCGAAUAAAAUAUGUUGGUGCCAUUGAGAAACUGAAACUCUCCGAGGGAAAAGGCCUUGAAGGGCCAUUAGACCUGAUAAAUUAUAUAGACGUUGCCCAGCAAGAUGGAAAGUUGCCUUUUGUUCCUCCGGAGGAAGAAUUUAUUAUGGGAGUUUCCAAGUAUGGCAUAAAAGUAUCAACAUCAGAUCAAUAUGAUGUUUUGCACAGGCAUGCUCUCUACUUAAUAAUCCGGAUGGUGUGUUACGAUGAUGGUCUGGGGGCGGGAAAAAGCUUACUGGCUCUGAAGACCACAGAUGCAAGCAAUGAAGAAUACAGCCUGUGGGUUUAUCAGUGCAACAGCCUGGAACAAGCACAAGCCAUUUGCAAGGUUUUAUCCACCGCUUUUGACUCUGUAUUAACAUCUGAGAAACCCUGAAUCCUGCAAUCAAGUAGAAGUCAACUUCAUCUGAAAGCUCAGCUGUUUUCAAACUGCAAUGCUGAAAUGUUAUGCAAAUAAUGAAGUGAUCCCUUGCUCUAGAUUUUCUGAAGAAAAUGGAUUGUGUAAAAUGCUGAUCAUUUGUUUAUUAAAAUGUGUCCUAUUACACAGUGA